Topomyia yanbarensis is the source of this 852-nucleotide messenger RNA. RefSeq names its product protein atonal-like. The transcript has a single exon. NCBI's taxonomy places the organism in Eukaryota, Metazoa, Arthropoda, Insecta, Diptera, Culicidae. The record is from RefSeq and is a predicted model, not a curated record. The coding region runs from base 49 to 648 and encodes 199 amino acids. Gene Ontology annotation, molecular function: protein dimerization activity.
UCCGAAAAGGAUCAUUAUCAAAAGAAAGUUCCGACUGUUCACCUGACCAUGGCAGAAGGUUUAAUUUACCGGCAGUACUUCUACAACUAUCACCAAGCGAUGGAUCUCGCAUCGCUUCCGAAUCCGGAAUUUGUUCCAUCAACACUAAACUACAUCGCACCGUACGAAACGCCACAAUACAGCAGCGACACCGAAUGGAUGACGGCCAGUCCAGGAAGCUACAGCUCGUCGAGUCCAGCGUACUGCGAGACAGCGGCACACGAAGAAUACCCCACUCAACCAAUUACCGGCGCGAUCAAACCGCCAACCACAACCCGGGCGCUUUCCAACUCCGCCAAGAUACUGAGCCAGAUCGAGCAACGGUACGAAGAUGACAGCAGUGCGUCGGAUAGUGAUCUGCUGAAUAACAGUGACAUUCCAACGAAGAUCAAAAUCAAACGAGGCACAGUGGUUCCGACGGUGAUCAAACGGAAACGUCGCCUGGCGGCCAAUGCACGCGAACGGAAACGCAUGCGGGGACUAAACGAAGCGUUCGAUCGACUCCGGGAGCAUCUGCCUUCACUGGGCAAUGAUCGCCAGUUCUCGAAACACGAGACGCUGCAGAUGGCACAAAAUUACAUUACGGCACUUUGUGAUUUGCUGGUGUAAUCGAGAGGGGGCGAAGAGUAGUUUCGGCGUCAUUGUAAAUAGUUUGGCCAUAAAAAGUUCAAGUUACUGAUCAUUUUGAGAUUGUUACUUCAACCAAGCCUAGUGAAAUUGCCAGUAUUAUUGAGAGUAGAAGAAAUGGAUGAUAUUAUUAUUAUUAUUGAUAAGGUUAUUUAAUUUAGUUAGUAGGAAAAGCAAUACAGCAAA